CAAAAACGGAUGAUUGAUCGUCUAAUAAUAGGUUUGGCAAUAAUGUUAAUGGUUGGAAAUAAUUAUGCAUUUGACAUCCCUUAAGCUCUUGAGAUUCCAAUUGAAAAAGAGUUUAAAUUAACAUAGACAUAAUUUAAUUUGUUAUACAGCAUAUUUGCAGUUCCAAAUAUAGGAUUAUCAAUAGGAGGAGGUAUUAUGAUAGAUAGAAUGGGAGGAAGAUGGGGAGUAAAGAAUAUAUAAUAAAUAGGUAUUUACAUUUUCAUUAAUGUUGGGAUUAUCAUAAUUAUUUAUAGCAUUUGGUGGAUGUUAUUAAAAAUACUAUAUGAUGUUAGUCGGGAGAGCAAUAUUUGGAAUAGCAAGUGAUUUAUUACAUAUUGCAGUAUUUAAAGUAAUAGCAAGAAGAAUGCCACAUUGUUUAGGGACAGCAAUGGGAUUGAUUUUAACAGUUCCAGAAUUGGCAGCAGCUUUAAAUUCAUUUUUAUCACCUUAUUUAUUUGAGAAAACUCAUUCGUUAAAAUUGCCAUUACUAUUUGGAUUAUCAUUAUGCAUUUUGGUAGAGUUUAUGAUGAUAUGAUUAUAGUCAUUUUUAUCAGGAUUAUUAAUGAUAUAUUUGGAUACUAAAUAUGAUUAAAAUAUAGGAGAAGAACCAGAUGAAGAAGUUUCAUUAUCUUAAUGUAAUUUAAAAAAUCUAAAUUAGUUAAGUUUAGCAAACCAUUUAUCAAAAUGAGUUUAAUUACUACAUUGAUGUUGGCUGCUUAUGUUCCAUUUUUAGAUAAUGCGAAUAAAUUUUAUCAUGAAAGAUUCGGAUUUAGUAUAAUGCAUGCUGGUAGAAUUGUUACUGUAGGAUAUAUUGUUGCAGGUAAUUAAAUUAAGUUAAACAUUCUAGCUUUAUCAUCUCCAAUCAUAGGUAUAAUAAGUGACUCUUUUUCUCAUAAACGUCAUUUAUUAAUAGUCAUUUCAACUUUCAUGUUUUUUUUAUCACAUUUACAACUCUAUUAUAUGCCUCAUUCUACACAUCCCAAUUACAUGUCGGUUUUCGCGUAAUUUAUAUUUUCUAAAUAUGUGAAGUUUGAUAACUUUGGGAUUAUCUUAUGCUUGUUAUUCUAGUAUUCUUAUGCCUGCAUUAUAAUCUACAGUACCUGAAAAUAUGUUAGGUAUAUUUAUUAUAUUAUUAAGAGCAACUGCUUUGGGAAUAUUAGGAAUCUUUGAAAAUAUAUGUAUGGCAACUGUCCCCAUGCUUUCAGGAACUGUUUACACUUUUCUUAAAGGAUAAAAAGAUAGAAUGAGAGAUGUUGAUAUUAUUUAUUUAGUGUUAGCAGGUAUUGGAGUUUGUUUAUCUGUUAAUGCAUUACCAUCUUAAGAUAAACAUAUCAAAUUAUAAAAAAAUGCUAAUCAACAAUUACAUCAAAAAAAUGAAGAAAAUAAUAACUUAAUAUGA
Messenger RNA from Paramecium sonneborni, 1438 nucleotides. NCBI's taxonomy places the organism in Eukaryota, Ciliophora, Oligohymenophorea, Peniculida, Parameciidae. The record is from the annotation of a GenBank genome assembly.